Molecule: messenger RNA, 2411 nt
Organism: Carica papaya (papaya)
Lineage: Eukaryota; Viridiplantae; Streptophyta; Magnoliopsida; Brassicales; Caricaceae
Product: BTB/POZ domain-containing protein
Source: RefSeq, a predicted model, not a curated record
CUCUUGCUUCCCUGAAUCAUUAUAGAUCCAAAACUCUCUCCAUCUCUAGGAUUCCUCUUCAGUCUCCUUUACCUCUUUCUCUCUUUAAUCUUUAUUUUUUUUUUCCCGGAAAAAAUCUCUACUUUUCUUUUGCUUUUCUCGUCCACUGUUAUUUUUCCCGGAAAAUUUGUCUACUUUACCUUACCGAUUCUUUUUUUUUUUUUUUUUUUCUAUCACCCUCUUCAGUUGGUCAACCAUUUUCUACUUUGCAAAAUACCCAUUCCUAUCUUCUUGAUUCCAAAGAAUCCCACGUACCGAUUUCUUUCUUUUCUUGCUCCGGUAGGUGACAAUGGCGUCAAAAGAAGUGUCAACAAUGAUAAAGCAAGGCUUUAUUGCAGACCCCACAUUUUCCUUUUCGUCAAGAACAACUCCCUCGCCAAUAUCAUACUCCAGGGUUUGCUCUCCAUCUUCAUCUCCCCCUUUUCCUUCUUCUGUCUCUCCUGCUUCUCCUUCUUCAUCGUCCAUUGAGAUAGCACAGACCCCCACCCGCCCCACUCACUCUCACCCUACCCUCUUGGAGAUGAUGUCUGAGGAGCAGCAUCGUGAGUCAAGAUCGCUCGAAGAAGCUCGCAAGAAACCCCAAGCCCGAAUCGCCAGGAUCCUGUCCGAGUUCAAGCAAAUGUGUUGUGCCACCAAUAUGGGAGUGGGAUCAGGUGAUGUGAGACUCACGGUAGUCGGAAGAGAUGGACAUAAAGUAAUCAUUGAUGUGCACAGAACUGUAUUAGUGGAGAAGAGUAGGUAUUUUGCACAGAAGUUGUGUCAGAGAAAGGAGAGAGGAGUUUCUCAUACUAUUGAGAUAAGUGAAUGUGAUGAUGUUGGGGAUUAUGUGGAGACUGUGGUUUUGAUGUAUUGUGAUGAUUUGAAGAAGAGGUUGAUUGGUGAGGAUGUUAAAAAGGUCUUGGCUUUGCUCAAGGUCUGUGCCUCCUUAAUAUUUGAUGAGGGGAUAACAUCUUGCUUGGAGUACUUGGAAGCUGUUCCAUGGUCCGAUGAGGAAGAGGAGGAAGUAAUUGGAGUUCUUGCAAAACACGAGUUUCAUGAUUCAAUGGCUGGCAUUCUCCAGAGAGUAGCAUGUGAACCUUCUACUUCUGCAAGAGUGGAUGAUAUCUUUGGGAGACUUUUGACUGGCGUUCUGCAAGCUAAAGAUGAUAAAGCUCGAAGAGAAAUGAAAAAUUUAAUUUCCCGGUUAUUUAGGGAAGAUGCAUCCGAUAACGAGGAUGGACAUCAUGUCUCCAAAGAUACCCUUUAUAGCCUCUGCCACAGAUGUCUGUCUUCACUUGUCCUUUGCUUAUCUGAAGCUAUGUGCAUAGACGAAUCCAAAAAAGAUCGAGUGGCUUUAAUGAGUGAAAUAGCUCGAGAAGCUGAUAAUUUGCAAUGGAUGGUUGAUAUUUUGAUCAACAAGAAAAUGGGGGAUGAGUUUGUGAAACUGUGGGCAGACCAGAAGGAGCUGGCAACUCUCCAUUCAAAAGUUCCCACUAUGUUCCGACACGAAAUCAGUAAGAUCACAGCAGUGCUUUGCAUUGCAAUCGGAAGGGGACAUGUCUUGGUGCCAAAAGAUGCGCGAUUUGAACUGCUAUCAACUUGGUUGGAAGCACUUUACGAGGAUUUUGGAUGGAUGAGAAGGGCAUCGAGGUCUGUAGACAAGAAAUUGGUUGAGGAAGGGCUGAGCCAAACGAUACUUACCCUGUCGUUGAGACAACAACAAAGUAUUUUGCUUAAUUGGUUUGAUCGGUUUCUCAAUAAAGGGGACGACUGUCCGAAUAUCCAGAGAGCAUUUGAGAUCUGGUGGAGAAGAGCUUUUAUCAGACAAUCGGUCGUUGAGCAGGAUAAUCUCAGUUGCAAAUAACAGUUUGUGGCAUCCAGAGUAGAAUAAGGGCUGAAAUGGACAUAUUGGUCAUUUAUGGUAUCACCACCAAGACUCAUAGCAACCAUGAUAUUAGAAUGCUGGGUUUUGAUGAAGGAAACUUGGGAAGGGGAGAGGUUUUCCAUAUCCCAAUAUACAUGGAAGUCUCCAUUGGUGGGAGAAGCUGGGAAGGAUGUGUCACUAUAGUCAGUGGCAAAGGAUAGGAUGAAGUGAACUUCAACACUGGACUUGAUGGGUACAUCUGAGAAUAUAACACCCUUAUCUUCAGCUCCUAUGUAUUCUCUGAAGAGCUUGGAGUUCUCUGAUUUUACUUGGAAUGAUAAUAAUGCAAUGAACAAGGCUUGAAGAAGGAGAGAAACAAGGAACUUACGAAAUACAUUGCUGUUGCAAGCUGGAGUGGAAUCCUUGUUUAUGAGACUGGUAUUUAUUGGAUUCAGGAAUAUUUAGAUCGUUCUCUACCAACAAGAUAUUUGUUUCCAUGCAACGGCCUUAAUAUACUUGAAGUAUAUUC